This is a messenger RNA of Paraglomus brasilianum, 279 nucleotides long. The record is from the annotation of a GenBank genome assembly. NCBI's taxonomy places the organism in Eukaryota, Fungi, Glomeromycota, Glomeromycetes, Paraglomerales, Paraglomeraceae.
UUUGACGGUGGGCAAGACGGAGAGCAAGACGGAGAGCAAGACGGAGAGCAAGACCGAGAGCAAGACCGAGAGCAAGACGGAGAGAGCAAGACCGAGAGCAAGACCGAAAGCAAGACCGAAAGCAAGACGGACCGAGAACAAGACGGAAAGCAAGACCGAGAGCAAGACGGAAAGCAAGACGGAAAGCAAGACCGAGAGCAAGACGACCGAGAGCAAGACGGAAAGCAAGACCGAGAGCAAGAUGGAGAGCAAAGACGGAGAGAGAGCAUCGGAAUUUGA